CGCCUCACAGAUGAGAACAGACUGGCUGAAAAGGGUUACCGGGGGCUGGUUUGUCCUCGGCUGCAUUAAAGCUGGAGCUGCCGUAGCUGCACACACAUCAAAGCGUUCCUUCUCUCCCUCACUGCAGCUCCCACCGACGGCAGGUCUACUAGACGGUGGAGCCAUUUCUUCUUUUUACACACAGCGGGAUCGGUGUCCGGUCUACAUACGGGGAUAUAAAACGGACAUACUUCGAAUUUCACCCGUCUACGUCGAGCCGUGUCGAGAUGGUGCUCUGAGGAGAAAACUGCACAGGCUCCCCGGUUGUGUUCAUCCUGAGGCUGCAGUGAACGGAGGGGGGGAUUGCGGUACAAUAAUCAGCAUCAAUAAAGGUCUUCUCUGUGAACGGGGACCGACUUCACGAGGGUGAUUCUUGCCCCUGUGCGGGGGGAUCGGCGGAGAAAUAGAUCUAUAAAAAUUAUGGCCACCCUACUGCGGAAGAUCGGUCUGAUCCGCCUGCACGACCGAGACACCGAGGACCCAAAGCACCACCAGGGCUCGCUAAAGGGGACCAAGGGGAACCAGAAAAACAACGCCAACAAACACUGUCAGACCGCCAACGAAACCAACAUCCUGAGCACCCCGGAGAUUAAGGCCAGGAAGCUGGACCAGCUCGGCAAGGACAAGCCGUCCGGCAAGGAUAAGCAGGGCAAAGAUGUUGCAAAGGAGAAGCAGCAGACGGGAGGAGGCGGGAGUAAAGCGACCACUGCCUCCUCGAUACCACCGCUGGCGCCUCACCGGCAACACUGCACCCAGGUCCGGACGCGGAGGCUGAUGAAGGAGCUACAGGAGAUCCGGAGGUUAGGGGACAACUUCAUCACGGUGGAGCUGGUGGAGGACAACCUGUAUGACUGGAACGUCAAGCUGCACCAGGUGGACAAGGACUCGGCGCUGUGGCAGGACAUGAAGGAGACCAGCACCGAGUUCAUACUGCUUAACGUCACCUUUCCCGACAAUUUCCCCUUCUCGCCGCCGUUUAUGCGGGUCCUGACGCCCCGGUUGGAGAACGGUUACGUGCUGGACGGCGGGGCCAUAUGCAUGGAGCUGUUGACCCCCCGCGGAUGGUCCAGCGCCUACACGGUGGAGGCGGUCAUGAGGCAGUUUGCGGCCAGCCUCGUAAAAGGACAGGGGCGUAUAUGUAGGAAAGCAGGGAAGUCUAAGAAAGCGUUCAGCCGUAAGGAAGCCGAGGCCACCUUCAAGUCCCUGGUGAAGACCCACGAGAAGUACGGCUGGGUGUCCCCGCCUGUGUCCGACGGCUGAGUGCUCCGCCGCCGACCCUCCGACCCCCUGACCCCCGCGCUAGCCCAGCUAGCCCCGACACGCAAAACAACACACCACGCUAACUCAACAAUCUUCCAUCUUCACCUUUUGCUGUUUUACUCAAAAAGUUUUUUGUUUUUUUGGGGGGUUUUGUGUGUCUGUGUUAUUAUUUUUUUUGGAAUUUGUUUUAGUCCUUAUCUCCACCAAAACUCUCGGAGAGCAGACACACCGCCAUCAUCGUCACUCCUCCACCAAGAAGAUACUUUCGUUCCCCUCCCUCUCGCCCACGGAGAUUCUUUCCCCCAUUUUGGAAAGACCUAAGAGGGAGGUGUGUGGGUAUGUGUGUGUGUUUGUAUGUGUGUGUGUGUGUGUGUUUGUCACUCACUUGGAUAUCAACUGGGAGUAUGUGCAUGUGCAUUGGAGUGUGCGUUACUAUCGGUGGAUUUCUUUUUCAGAUUUUUUUUUUUUUGUCGUAACGCACACCCAUGAACAUACAGGAUAAAUCGGACAGUGUGGACUUUUCCACCCAUGUGAAAGACUACUGAAUGAAGAAGACUCAUCCCACUCUCCUGUCCUUGCCAUCCCAUUCUCUCCCUCUCUUCCCAUCCCUCUCUCCCUUCUUCUCUACAGCACUGAACUGGCAUCCCUUCCCGCCGUCUCUCUCUGUAGCUGUCGGGUCAUUUGCAUAUAAAUGAAGUUGUUAAUGUUUAAUAGACGGGCACCGCGCUGGCAUUUCUACUCACUCAUUUACUCCUUUAUUUCCCCUUUCUUUCGACUGUGCCGUUGCUCACAGUUCAAUGCAACACGAUUGUAAUUUACAUGGAGCUGUGCUCUCUCUAUAUCUCUUUCUUUAGCUCGCUCGUUCACUUUGUUUCUCAUUCUUUCUCUCCGUCUCCUGUAGCUAAAUUUAGAGCUCACUGUUGCUUAGAUGGAUAUUGAUUUCUAAUUGAGAAAUAAAAAGUCACACGUUGCUUUAUGCAGAGACUAUGUAUGAUAGAAUAGAAUGAAAGUCAAUCAUCUCUCUCUCUUUCUUUCUUUCUCUCUACUCUCAUGUUAGUGUGUGUGUGUGUGUGUGUGUGUGUGUGUGUGUGUGUGUGUGUGUGAGAGGAAGGAGACUGUAAUUCCCAUGAUUUAGAUACCAGAUGGUACAGCUGAAGGCUAGGCCUAAGUGUGUGUGUGUGUGUGUGUGUGUGUGUGUGUGUGUGUGUGUGUGUGUGUGUGUGUGUGUGCGCGUGUGUGCGUGCUUGUGUGUGUGAGCAAGGGAGACAACCCUUUAAACAGAGAAGAAUAUAAUUUACUGUGAAUGACCCUAAGGCCUAAAGGGAGUGCUGUAUUCUUUGUUGGAUUACUUGUCACUGUCUUGUUCCUCUUUCUUUGUCAGAUCAUUAGCAGGCCUACUGUAAACACGUGUGUGGUUGCGACUGAAUAUCUCGUCUGUCUCUUUCCGAUUCCAUGUAAAGAACUAAAGGUCAGUAGAAUAUACGCUUCGGAUGUUUAGCUGUGCUCCAGACGAAUGCACACACACAUGAAAGCUCGCCCACACACUCAUGCAUACACCUGCAGCCUUUACGCCGGCAGUAACACCUAGAAAUGAAUACAGACGGAGGGCUUGAGCGCCGCCGGGGAUGGAGUGCUGCUUUAAAUGAGCAUACACUUCAGAGCCCGCCUGAUUGAUGUCCGCUGGAAUAGAGAGACUCAAGGUAAUAGGGAGAGGAAGAGGAGAAGAAGAACAGAGGGAGAGGAGGGAAUUGCGGGAGCUUUGAUCACCACUGGCUGCUUCUAGAAAUGUCAGGUGGCUUGCAAAAUGGCCGAAAACAGAUAUUAUUUGCUGUCCCCGCUGUGAUUACUUAAGAGACAUACAGUUCCCGAGUUCCAACCUUUAGUUCCAAGGACUUUAUAAAUAUCUGCUCUACAGCUGCAGCAACGUCAGUCUUAAUCUUAAUCUUUCUGACGCCUACUAGCCACCGACUAGCUGUCCGUCCAAUCCAGUGGGCUCCUUGUGUGUUUGUUUUGCUAUCUGCCAGUUAAAUGUCAGAGGGAAAGCUGCUAAUUGGUCUGACAUUUCAGCAGAGUGUCAUUAGAGAACAGCAGCUGAGAGCAGAAGGAUGGAGGAUGUCAAACCUCCCGCUCGGCACUGACAUUUUAUCACUUUCCGCUCCUGCUCCGUGUUUUGGGGGAAGGAGUGUAGGGAAGGCAGACAGCGGGUUAGGUGAGGAGAGACAGGGGUGUAGGAGCAUCUGGAUGCCAGUCAGCUCUCAGCAGGCCCAACCCUAAUCCUGGAGCAGAAUGUUUAAACCGCUGAGCUGAAGCCGAGCCGUGCUGCCAGCAUGCCGCGUUUGGAUCGGGUUGCGCCGCGUUUCAAAGCCCCCCCUUGUGUCGCGUGGUCGAUAACAAAUGUCCGUCUGUGUGUGAGUGCAUGUGUGAGCAAACAUGUGUGUUGCACUCCCAUCGUGAAAAAAAAGAGGCAAAAGAGUAUAAAAAAAAACAAAACAACAACACCAUCUGGUAUGUGAUCAUGUACGAAAGCGUGUUAGCCCUCUUUGAAUUUGGCUAGUCAUUUCAGGGUCGAUCGUAUGGUGAUCAAUCGGCUUGUCAGCGGAGAAAACUGUAAACUGAAUUAUUGUUAAGAGAAAAUAUCUCAAAAGCUGAGGUUUCAAGAGAAUCAUUUUGUGAUAUAGUUUAGAUUGGUAGUUUGCAGACACUAACUGGGUGAAUUGAUUAUGUUGUAUUAUAUCUGCAUGUGAUAUGUGAUUGGUAGCUAGCUACUGUAUAUCUUUUUUCAAGAAAAGCAAGAAAAAACUACGGUAAAAAACAAAACUGCAAAUGCUUCUCUUUUCUUGUUCUUUUUUUUUAUUUUUUUGGGUUCUGUAUUGUAUGUAUAUUUCUUUUCUUUCGAAGCCUCCUAAAUAAUGUCACAUUGUGUUAUAUGAAUGUUUGUGUUUUAAUUUAUUUGUGGUGGCCAAAAUGACUAUUUGAAGCAUGUUGCAGGUAAUGUCACAAAAAAAUGAGAAGAAAAAAAAAAACCUUGCUAAGAACGAUAGCCUAUGUAUUAGUGUGAUCAGGGGAAGGUGUGUUUAUUUGGGGGGAUUUCAGGGAGUAAAGAAGGACAGAAGGUUGCAAAGCCUCAAGAUUAUAAAAGGGAGUAUUUUCUUCAUUGGGAGAGCAUCAAAGUGGAAUCAAGAAAAUUCCUACGCUCCCUUGAAGACUUUCUAGUCGCCUCCAUGAUGUCACUACUGUCCCUUCCCCGUUGGUCCUGCUGUAGACAGUGAUUUGGCUUAUGGGUAAUGCAGUCAACACAAAGAUCUGGACUGAAGUUUUCCCCAGUCACAGAUCAGGGAUCAGUGAGACCUCCCUAUGCUUCAAAUCCCGCUCGUAAAGGGAAUGUGCACAUCUGACCUGUGAUCAGUUACUCUGGGCGACUUUAUCCCACUCCUGACUCGAGUGUUUGGUCGAGACCAAGGUCUUAAAAGGUGAAAGGUCGUUGCAAGACCAAACAGGAAUGUGCAAUAAAAGUUACAGCUUAUUCAAACUCUG
Sander lucioperca (pikeperch) is the source of this 4833-nucleotide messenger RNA. RefSeq names its product ubiquitin-conjugating enzyme E2Q family-like 1 (gene ube2ql1). The record is from RefSeq and is a predicted model, not a curated record. NCBI's taxonomy places the organism in Eukaryota, Metazoa, Chordata, Actinopteri, Perciformes, Percidae. The coding region runs from base 460 to 1299 and encodes 279 amino acids. The transcript is spliced from 3 exons.